Molecule: messenger RNA, 1806 nt
Organism: Rotaria sordida
Lineage: Eukaryota; Metazoa; Rotifera; Eurotatoria; Philodinida; Philodinidae
Source: the annotation of a GenBank genome assembly
AUGGAAAGAAGAAUAAAACGACCAUCAGACGACACUGUUUAUAAUUACAAUAAUAACAAAAAAUCAAAAUUCUUAGUAACAACAACUAAAUCUUAUUUUGAAAAUUUACCAAAUGAAACAUUUUAUGAAAUAUUUGAAUAUCUUGAAUAUAAUGAUAUUUAUCAUGGAUUUUUUUAUCUUAAUAAACGAUUUCAAAAUCUUCUUAUUAAUUUAAAUAUUCCAUUUCAAAUAAAUCUUUCAACAAUAUCAAAAUUGCAAUUUGAUCUUUAUAAUAAAAAUGUUUUUCAACCAAAUAAACAUCAAAUAAAACUUCUUCGUUUAUCAAAUCCAUUUACAAUUGAUAUGAUUUUUUCUUCACCACGUCUUAUUUGUAAUUUAAUUCGAAUUGAAAAAUUAAUAUUUGAUCAUAUCAAUUCAAAAUAUCUUAAUAACAUUCUUAAAUAUUUAAUGCAUUUACCUAAAUUACAUUCAUUAAUUCUUUCUCCUAUUGAUUAUAUUCAAAAUCCAACUAUAAUUUUUAAUCAAAUAUUUCGUUUAAAAAAAUUAAAAUAUUGUAAAUUAACAUAUAAAAUCAAAGAUAAUGAAAAUAUAUUACCAAUAGAUUUUGAUCAAUAUGAACAAAAUUCUAUUGAAUAUUUGAUAAUAAAUAGUCCUUUUCGAUAUGAAUCAUUUCAAAAAUUAUUUAUUUAUCUACCAAAACUUCGUCAUUUAUCAAUUAAUUAUCUUCUUGGAUCAAAUAAUUCACAAAUAAAUUUUUAUCCAAUUGAAUUAAAAGAUUUAAAAUAUGUUUCUUUUGAUCUUCAUUCAAUUAAUUUUCGUCAAUUUAAAAAAUUAAUAAAAAAUUUCUUUCAUCAUAUUGAAGUUUUACGUAUUUCAACAUUCGAUGAUUUCUCAUAUUCACAUGCAGAACAAUGGGAAGAACUAAUUUCAUCUUCAAUACCAAAUUUACAUAUAUUUGAUAUGAAAAAUAGUUAUACUACAGCAAUGGAUGGAUUUUUAUAUCUUUGUUUAAGUGGUCACUUUCGAUCAAAGUUCUGGGAAGAAAAACAAUGGUUUUUUGAUCAUCAAUAUGAUUGUCAUGAAAGUUCAAAUAAUGGAACGUUUUAUUCAACAAAUCCAUAUCGAAGAAAAGAUCAUACAUUUCAUUGGCAAUACAAUCAUUGUAUUGAUUCAAAUGUUAAAAAACAUGAUUUUAAAUCGGUUAAACAUAUUAAUAUUUGUGGUAAACGAGCUAUUAACAAUUAUGUCAUUUAUUUUUCAAAUGCUACUGAAUUAACUAUUAAAAAUUAUGGUAAAACAUAUUAUGGAUCGAUGUUAACAGUUCUUAAUCAAAUUCUUCCUUUAAAACAACUUAAGAAAUUAAUUAUUGAUUGUAAUGAUUUUCCAAUUCAACAAGUUUUAAAUUUAAUAAGUUUGACACCAAAUUUGCGUUUAUUAAAAUGGAAUUUUCAAUCGAUUGAUCAAACUAAAUUAAAAUUAAUUGAACAAAGUGAAACUUUUCGAUCUCUAUCAAAUACAAAUAAAAUUCAAAAUUUACAAAUUCUUCAUUGUUGUUUAUUCGAUGAAAUUCAAUUUUUUAUUAAAUUAUUUCCACAAUUAGAAUCUCUACAAAUUGCUGUGUUUAGAAAACAAAUCAUUCAAAUUAUACGAUGUUUAUUAUCAAAAAUGGAUCAUUUAUUUUUCUUACAUAUUACAGAUAUCAUUAAAACAUAUUUACAAAAAUUAAAUUUUUUAAUUAAAUCAGAAAAUUUACUUAAUGAUUAUUUGAUUAAAUUUAUUGAUCAUGAUUUAUAUUUAUGGUGGUAG